UAAUAGGCUAUUGGGCCCAAAUGGGAGUGCGUAUAGUAAGUUACAGUAAAUGUUCAAUCAGUGGCCAUGCUAUUGCGUGGUGAUCAAAUCAAAUCAAAUUGAGAAGCUUCAUAUCACUGAUACGACGACGAAUUACGGAACUGAGGGAAAUUGAUUUUCCGUGUUCAGGAUUAGGAUCUGGCACCACCGAUAUGGGGUUCUCGGUAACCACGUUAAUUUUCGUAGGGAUUGGAAUCGUCGCGUCACUUUGCACCAGAAUUUGUUUCAACAGAGGACCUUCCGCGAAUCUAUUUCACUUAACUUUGGUUCUUACUGCAACAAUAUGCUGCUGGAUGAUGUGGGCGAUUGUAUAUCUGGCACAGAUGAAACCGCUCAUAGUACCUAUCCUGAGUGAGGGUGAAUAACGUUUUUGCGAAACAGAUGCAACUCUUAAGAAUGUGAAUCACUGGUUGGACUCUGGGGAGGAGUUGAUUUCAGCUCUUAUAAAUCAUUCAGUAUUUUCUAUGGGUGGAUCUAUAUGUAUUCUAGUUAGAUAAUGACGUUUCAAUUGGAUCUUCCAUUACGGGUAUCACCCAUUUUACAUUUGUUGUAUUCAACCCUCGUUCAUCCCAGAUGUCGGUAUAUAGUGGUUAAGUAUGUAUUUUGGUAAAUAAGUUGAUACAAUAAAAUUAUAUCUUGGUUUUACAACCUUUAUGAAAGAAAA
Messenger RNA from Cajanus cajan (pigeon pea), 703 nucleotides. Its product is annotated as V-type proton ATPase subunit e1. Gene Ontology annotation, molecular function: proton-transporting ATPase activity, rotational mechanism. The record is from RefSeq and is a predicted model, not a curated record. Gene Ontology annotation, biological process: proton transmembrane transport. Gene Ontology annotation, cellular component: proton-transporting V-type ATPase, V0 domain. NCBI's taxonomy places the organism in Eukaryota, Viridiplantae, Streptophyta, Magnoliopsida, Fabales, Fabaceae.